Molecule: messenger RNA, 366 nt
Organism: Suillus subaureus
Lineage: Eukaryota; Fungi; Basidiomycota; Agaricomycetes; Boletales; Suillaceae
Exons: 5
Coding region: 1-366 (121 amino acids)
Source: RefSeq, a predicted model, not a curated record
AUGAGUCAGAAUACCAAAAGAAUUGUUCAUCAAGAAAACACAACAAUAUAUGACCAUAAUGUUAAGCAGUACUACUUGUAUCUAGUUUCUAUCCAAGACAGAAAUAAUUCAACUGUCAGCAGUAACAUCUGUGCAGUUGUGGAACUACUAGCACAGGAUGGCAUCUAUGAUUCCAAUGCAGACAUUUUCAAUAAUCCUGACAUCUCACAGAUUGCUCCACUUGAAAUGGCAUGUGCUAAUGCCAUUUGGCAAACCUUCCUGCAGCCAUUAGUGGCUCAAGAGGAUGAAACAAGCUUGAUGCAUGAUGUAACACAACUUCAACCCAAGGAGACAGAAACAUACUGCUCAAAGCCAGGGUUCCAGUAA